GGCGAGUUUAAAGGCGCCGGGCCAGAGCGAAGGGCUUUAGGGAGCCGCCGCCGCCGCCGCCUCCACCGCCGCAGCCACUGCCCGGGCCGGGGAGGGGGUGCGUGGGAAGCAGGAAGCGAGGCGCGCGGAGGUCGUCGCGGGAGCAGCUGGUGACCCCCGGAGGAUGAACCACAAGAGCAAGAAGCGGAUCCGCGAGGCCAAGCGGAGUGCGCGGCCGGAGCUCAAGGACUCGCUGGACUGGACCCGUCACAACUACUACGAGAGCUUCUCGCUGAACCCUGCGGCCGUGGCGGAUAACGUGGAAAGGGCAGACGCAUUACAGCUGUCUGUGGAAGAAUUUGUGGAGCGAUAUGAAAGACCGUACAAGCCCGUGGUUCUGCUGAAUGCCCAAGAGGGUUGGUCUGCCCAGGAGAAAUGGACCCUGGAGCGCCUAAAAAGGAAGUACCGGAACCAGAAAUUCAAGUGUGGUGAGGAUAAUGACGGCUACUCCGUGAAGAUGAAGAUGAAAUACUACAUUGAGUACAUGGAGAGCACUCGGGACGACAGCCCCCUUUACAUCUUUGACAGCAGCUAUGGGGAACACCCCAAAAGAAGGAAACUUUUGGAAGACUACAAGGUGCCCAAGUUUUUCACUGAUGAUCUCUUCCAGUAUGCCGGGGAGAAACGCAGGCCCCCUUACAGGUGGUUUGUGAUGGGGCCACCACGCUCUGGAACUGGAAUUCACAUCGACCCUCUGGGAACCAGUGCCUGGAAUGCCUUAGUUCAGGGCCACAAGCGCUGGUGCCUGUUUCCUACCAGCACGCCCAGGGAACUCAUCAAGGUGACCCGUGAAGAAGGAGGGAACCAGCAAGAUGAAGCUAUUACCUGGUUUAGUAUCAUUCAUCCCCGGACGCAGCUUCCCACCUGGCCACCUGAAUUCAAACCCCUGGAAAUCUUACAAAAACCAGGAGAGACUGUUUUUGUACCAGGAGGCUGGUGGCACGUUGUCCUUAAUCUCGACACCACCAUUGCCAUCACCCAGAAUUUUGCCAGCAGCACCAACUUCCCUGUUGUAUGGCACAAGACGGUAAGAGGGAGACCAAAGUUAUCGAGGAAAUGGUAUAGGAUCUUGAAGCAAGAGCACCCCGAGUUGGCGGUCCUGGCUGACUCCGUUGACCUUCAGGAGUCCACAGGGAUUGCCUCGGACAGCUCCAGUGACUCCUCCAGCUCCUCCAGCUCCAGCUCAUCCGACUCGGACUCGGAGUGUGAGUCUGGGUCUGAAGGCGAUGGGACGAUGCACCGCCGGAAGAAGCGGAGAACGUGCAGCAUGAUGGGAAAUGGAGACACCACCUCCCAGGACGACUGUGUGAGCAAAGAGCGCAGCUCCUCCAGGAUUAGGGACACUUGUGGAGGCCGGGCUCACCCCUGAGCAAAUAAAGACACUCUCCCUGAGGUGGCUCCUGUGUACGCUGUUGGCCGCCACCUGACUCAGUUUUCACGUCUUCUGCUCCCACCUUCUCCUUUGUCUUCUUUGAAUUUGGAUAACCUUCUCUGGUCCAAGCUUCUGUCUUCGGUCAAAUGCCGUUUUUACUGCUUACUAAGAAUAGAUGGUCAAGAGGUUUCGAAGCUCAGCAAGCUCAGUGACACCCGAAACACCGAAGGCUGGCGUGCUGUUGGGUGAGGAGCUCUGGCUGUCACCUCUAAGCCACGCUGCUCAACCUCGAGGCCGCAGGGCUGGGAUCCCUUGAGUGUCUCGCUGCGUCUGAUACCUCAGCAACAUUGGUGAGGAACCUCUACUGUCCGAGAGCCGGCUGCGCACAAGCAGGCCCUGAGGGCAUAUCUAUCGCAAACAAGCACAACAGAAGGAAGGAUCUGGAGAAACAAAAAAGUAGACUUCCCUUCAUUCUACCCUCCCAUACGCUCGAGAAUUACUCCAAGAGGAAAAGUCAGUAGGGGAGCAGAGUUACCCCAAGGCACCUGGAGCUGAAUUCCAGAAAGCGGCCUUUGCGGGGCAGCCACGUUACAAUGAGGCUUGUGUUGAAGGCUGCUGGGUCUCAGGCCGGAAGGGGCAUUCGCCGGCCAGGAACUAGAAGUGUUCCCAGAAAAUGCUGUGGACGAGUCUGGAAGUGGCCGAGAGUGAGCGGGGUUAACGUUUGCUUUUCAUGGUCUUGCAGGCAGUCCGGUGCCAUGCUUUAGCUCAUGCCCAUAUCAAGUGGACGACUCACUUCUAGGCCUGUCUUCCAGAACACGCUGGCCACUGUCAGCGUGAUCAAUAGCUGAUGGUGCCCAGCCUCUCCUUGAGUUUGACCUCCGGUGGCCGGCCGCCUCCUCAACACUUGCCCGUGGUUGUCCAGUGAGCUCCUGAGGCCACCUGAGACCCCCGUGUCUGUUAAGAGUUCUUGACUUCUGCCUUCGGCCCCUCCCUGCCCCCACUGUUCUUAGUCAUCUGCUUGGAGUUCCUCCACGGCCCUCCGAAGCCGCUCAGGCUGAGAGCCCACACGACAUCCUCGUUUUCUUAUUUUCCGGCCUGAAGUCCCUCCAUCAGCAAGUCCUGUCACCUCUGUCUGCGGAGUACCUCCUGAAGUCAGGCUAUCCUCUCUCCUGCGGUCCGUGGCUCACCUGGGCUGUGCCAUUUGCUCCCAGCGGCUCCCCCGGCUUCCAGCCCGCCCCCCAUGUUCCAUCUAGCAACGGGCACCAUCUUUAUCACAUGGAAACCACAUCCCAGACUCUCCUGCUCCAAGCCCUGCGAUGGCUCCCGUCACAUGCAGAAUUAAUUGCGAACUCUCAGCAUGGCCCCUGUGGCCGGCUCUGCAUCCUGUCCCAGCUGUCCCCGUGCCCCCUCUGCCGUGUCCCAGACCUGCACCUCAGCUGGAGCCUGGGAUUUGCUCUUCGCUCUGCCUGGCAGACCCUUCCUGGCCUAGACUUCCACACAGUUGUUCCUCUUCACCUUUCAAGUGUAUGUGUCCCCGAGCACCUUGGUGAACAUACAGUCCCCAACCCCUACUCCAGCACACCCCCCUCUCUGGCUUUCUUCACGGCACCCCGUGUGGUCUGAGGUUAUCCUUUAUGUUCGUGUCCAUUGUCUGCCGCAGCAGGAUGUCGGUUCAGGAGGAUGGGCCUGCCACGUUCGUGGCCACAUCCCCAGCUGCUAUAGCGGGCUCAGCACACAGCAGCGCCCAGUACAUGCUUGUUGAAUGUGUGAGCUGCAAGAACGACGAAGAGAAGGAAUGCCGGUGGCCCCUGCCACAAGGCAGAUGAUGCCUCCUCAUAGCACUGCCCCGGGCAGCGGGCAGAGGCCGUUUCUCCUCGUGCCCCAGGCCUCUGGCCCAGGGCCUUGUGUCUUGUCUGCAUGCUGUAGAGCUGUGUGUCAUGCCCCAGACUGCCCUGUAAGGUGGUGAGCUCCCCGAGGCUAGAAGUGUUCAAACAGAGACUGGAUAACUGGCGAUGCAUCAGUGCAGCUAGGGUUUUGUCUUGGGUCAAAGCCACAUUAGAUCACUGGUUUUCCCACAUUUUUAAAAGCACUAGAUACCUUUUUCCUUCUUCAAUCUUAGAUGGAAGUCCAGUGUGUAGAGCUAAAGCAGAACUGCUCUGUGUGUGGGGGGGGGGGUCUUGGCCCCUCUAUUCCCACCUCCCUCCUUACAGUAAUCCCUUCAGUACCGCCUCCCUGCCCCCCAUGGAGCUCCAGGGCUCUGCCUGCUGAGCCAGGAUAAAAACUGAGCUCAAAACCAUUCUCGCCAGGUCCUGUGGCCUCAGAGGACCCCACGCAGAUAGAGGAAGGAGGAGCACCCAGAGGUGAAUGGGGAAGGGCAGACCGUGUGCCCAAGGCUUUGGUUCCAAGAGUGACCCCAAGUUCCUGCCUGCCCUCCCAUGGCACACCCCCACCCCCGUGGGCGGGAGAGGAGAGCACCUCCCAGUAAGCAUUAGGGACUGACCUCACGGCCUCUGAAGCAGGAGGACCUCAGAGGCCGGGGAUUAUUUGAAUUGAGCACAGCAGCGGUCAUUUUAGGGUUUUAGUAGGAAAAAAACAUCAUAAAGCUGGCAUUUGAAGAUGUUCUCAGAGCAAAUGAGUUGGGGAAGAGUAAGGUCAAGGACACAGUGCCGUAUCCGUAUCUGGCACUGAGUGAUUGGCAGGAGCAUGGAGAAUGGGGGUGGGGGGGUGGUGAUCGAGAAGUGGAAAGGAAGCGGCUGGCUUGGAUCACCCUUCCCAGGCCGUGACAAAGUGUCAAAGAUGCUGUGACCGCAGAGAAAAACUGACGAGUUGAGAGGGGCCAGUUUAGGAUAAGAAGACGUCAGUUCCUUGUCUAAGGGGAUGUGCCUUACCCAGCUGCAAAUAUGGAUUUAGAGGGCUGGCCCGAGCGUCCUCGGCCUGAGCUGUCACUUAGGCGCGCAGUGGCUGAGCUGUUGAGACGUGCGGGCGGAGAGGGCCGCCGUGACCUCUGCCGGCCUGCCCUCCCCGCCCAGCACAGGCGCUCGGAGCGGGCGCCAGCUCUGCGCCCUCUGCUUGCCCGUAGCUGUGCCCCUCUGAACGCACAGGAUGAACAGCCCGAUGGCCUAAUGGACUCUUUCUGGAAGAGGGGAGAGCCUUGUCAGACCCACUCUGCCUGCGGAAGAGGAGCAGGAGAAGGAGCAGGAUGGCCAGGAGGGCCCACCCCAAGCAGUGCCUGAGGAAGAGGAUGGGGGAGAGGUCUUCUCCUUUAAAUACAGCCCCGGGAAGCUGCGGGGAAACCAGUACAAGAA
Molecule: messenger RNA, 4716 nt
Organism: Mirounga angustirostris (Northern elephant seal)
Lineage: Eukaryota; Metazoa; Chordata; Mammalia; Carnivora; Phocidae
Gene: JMJD6
Product: jumonji domain containing 6, arginine demethylase and lysine hydroxylase
Exons: 11
Coding region: 164-1408 (414 amino acids)
Biological process (GO): phagocytosis
Cellular component (GO): nucleus; cytoplasm
Molecular function (GO): histone H4R3 demethylase activity; P-TEFb complex binding
Source: RefSeq, a predicted model, not a curated record